Molecule: messenger RNA, 2740 nt
Organism: Oenanthe melanoleuca
Lineage: Eukaryota; Metazoa; Chordata; Aves; Passeriformes; Muscicapidae
Gene: FAM222A
Product: family with sequence similarity 222 member A
Exons: 2
Coding region: 145-1443 (432 amino acids)
Source: RefSeq, a predicted model, not a curated record
UUCAGAGUUGGUUGUUUAUCUCCAGAGGAGCGAAGGCACUGAGUGCUGGGGUGGUGGUGGCAGGGGGUGGCGGGUCCCUGGCUCACCGUGUGUCUUCUCUCUCGCAGGGCGCGGGGCGGCAGCGCCCGCACAGAAGCCCAGACCAUGCUGGCCUGCCUGCAGAGGACCCAGAACCCCCCAGCCCAGCACCUCCCCUGCCCCAACAAGGCGCUGGAGCCACGCAAGUGCGAGACGGCCCCCAUGCAUUCCCCGCGCUACCCCAGCCCCGCCGAGCUGGACGCCUACGCACAGAAGGUGGCCAACAGCCCGCUGACCAUCAAGAUCUUCCCCACCAACAUCAGGGUCCCCCAGCACAAGCACCUUAACCGGACGGUGAACGGCUACGACACCACGGGGCAGAGGUACAGCCCCUACCCCCUGCACGCCGGCGGCUACCAGGGGCUGCUGGCCAUCGUCAAAGCCUCCGGCAAAAGCGUGGUGAAGAACUCGGAGGGCAAGCGGACUAAGCUCUCGCCCGCCCAGGUGGGCGUCGCUCCCUACCCCGCCUCAAGCACUUUAGCUCAAGGUCCCUCCUGCGCCGGGCAGCUGAGCUACCAGAAGCAGCUGGAGGGUCCCGUGCCCCCCAACGUGACGGUGGCGGCCUCGGUGCUGCCGCUGGCGGGCAGGAGCCUGGCCCUGCCGCCCUCCAACCUGCCCUCCAUCCAGAGCAUCAUCUACCAGAUCAAUCAGCAGUGCCAGGCGCAGGGUGCCCAGCCCGGCUGCCCGGCCGUGGUGGCCGCUCACGCCAGCCCGGCCAAGCACGGCGCCUUCGGCCCCGGCUACGGCGGCACCGUGCUGCCCGAGUGCCGCAAGGGCGCCGAGCUGGCGCUGGGCUCCAACCCUGCUGCUGCCUCCCUGGGACCCAAGGCUGGCGUUUACCCCGAGGGCAUGGACUACCUGGUGUGGCAGCAGAAGCAGCAGCAGCAGCAGCAGCAGCAGCAGCACCUGCGAAUGUACAGCGGGGGCAGCGGCGGCGGGGGCGCCCUGAGCAAAUCCCCCGAGACGUGCGCGGGCGGCUCGCGGCCCUACGGGCUGGGCGGCGCCGCCGACAAGGUGAGCUCGUCCCCCUUGAACUGCAUGCACGGCAACUUCGCCGUGGGCCAGUACUUCGCUCCCCCCUGGAACAGCAUCCUGGUGACCCCCAACAGCGACUGUUACAACCCCGCCGAGCUGGGGGCCGGGCCCCGCGAGCUGGGGGUGCCUCCGGCCGAGGGGCUGCCCAGCAAGACCCUCUGCAAUACCUCCAUCCUCAGCAGCAGCCUCCAGUCCCUGGAGUAUCUCAUCAACGACAUCCACCCGCCCUGCAUCAAGGAGCAGAUGCUGGGCAAGGGCUACGAGACCGUGUCUGUGCCAAGGCUCUUGGACCACCAGCACGCCCACAUCCGCCUGCCCGUCUACAGAUAAGGGACCGGUGCUGCUCUUCCCAAACCAACCCAGGGCCAGGACUUUGGCGCGAGCUGACCGGGGGGACGGGGAGGGGACGCGGGGUCGGCUGCCCGGAGGGCUCCCGGGACACUGGCGCUGCACCGGGGUCCCCAGACUGGACACACCCGCUGGAAGCCGAGGCCGAGGGACCUAGCUUGUCUAUAUAGCUCAGAAAUCAUUUUUAUCUCCACGAAUGUGAACAGGGAAUUGCUACGAGUUGCUGCUAUCCAGGGAGGGGAGGCUCUGCUGCGCUGGCAGAGCCCGGUGUCGUGGCCGGCCGGGAGGCUCCAGGGUGGGUCCCAGCCCAGUGUGUGGCCGGUGCUGACCUGGCAGCUGUCCAGGAGGCUCCACAGUGGCCAGUCCUGGCACAGCAGUGGCCAGGAGGCUCCAUGGUGGCCAGUGCCAGCCCAGUGGUGGCCGGUCCCAGCCCAGUGUGGCCGCAGGGAGCUGGCGCCUGACCUGUAGCUGAAGUCCGUAACUUGCACUGCUUUGAUUAAAGCUAAUAACUGGGGACAGUCUGGAGGCUAUUUAAGAAAAAAAACACUUGAAAACUUGAACAGAUUUUUUGAUUUUUAUAAUUUUUUUUUUUUUUUUUUAGUUGACUAGGCUGUACAUCUACAUGUUGGCUGCUACAGAGUCUCCUCUCACCCCUCUUCCUCCUCAUCCUCCUCCUCUCGCCCGGCCCCACAGUGGCCACCAGCUCCUAUUCCCACUCAACCAGGAGGUUUGGGACCCCCUCAGCCCCUCUCUCCUGGGAGCCCCCCAGCUCUCACACUUCCAGGCUGUUUUCUUUCCCCCCUUACAGUCAGUUCUACCUUGGUUCUGGGUCACUGUACCAGGGUGCUCACAUACCUCCUUUUUUUCUCUUUUCUUUUUUUUUUUUUUUUUUAAAGAAACCACCCAAACAAUUCCAAAAUUAUGAUCCGUUAUUCACUCUGUGUAAUUCUGUGUUUAAUAGAUUUGUUCAUUUACAAAAGGCUCCUCACCAUGAAAUACAAAGUGUUUUGAUGUUUAAAGGUAAAAAAAGAAUAAUAUCCCGAUGAAACCCAAGGUGAUUGUGCUCGGAAAAGAGGUACUGUAUCCCUGAAAGCCUGUUCAAGCACUAAGUGCAUUUACAAAUCUCUGAGAAUGUUUUUUUUUUAUACUAAAAUUGACCAUUAUAUUCUACUGUGAGAAGUGCUGGCUGCACUAUAUUGUUUUAAAAAUGAGAAAACGAAAAGAAAAAAAAAAAAGAAAAAAAAAAUAAAAGAAAAAAAAAAAAAAAAACCAACACAAA